This is a messenger RNA of Argentina anserina (silverweed cinquefoil), 1311 nucleotides long. Its product is annotated as protein DMR6-LIKE OXYGENASE 2-like. The record is from RefSeq and is a predicted model, not a curated record. Lineage: Eukaryota; Viridiplantae; Streptophyta; Magnoliopsida; Rosales; Rosaceae. Bases 86 to 1141 code for a protein of 351 amino acids. The transcript has 3 exons.
UUCAACCACGCACCCACUUCACAAACCAGCUUUUAUUUUGGCAUCAACUGGUUGCUUAUCUUGUCACAGAUCAAGGUAAGAAGCCAUGGGAGAGGUUGAUCCUGUUUUCAUCCAAGAACCAGAGCACAGGCCAAAACUCUCCAUCACCGAAGCCAAAGGCAUACCAUCAAUUGAUCUCUAUCCUAUAACAUCACAAGAUUACAUAUCUGACACCAAAGCCAUUGAAGGGGUUGUUAAAGAAAUAGGCAAUGCAUGCAAGGAGUGGGGGUUCUUCCAAGUGAUCAACCAUGGGGUGCCAUUGGAGAAACUUGAAAGGAUUCAGGCUGCUGCUAGGAAGUUCUUUGCUCAGCCUUUGGAGGAUAAGAGGAAGAUCAGGAGAGAUGAAAGAAACGCAUUGGGAUACUUUGACACCGAGAGCACUAAGAAUAUCCGAGACUGGAAGGAGGUGUUUGAUUUCACAAUGGAAGAGACUACUUUAGUCCCAGCUUCACCUGACCCCAAUGACAAGGAAGAGGCAACCUGGACUAACCAAUGGCCUAACUAUCCUGCGGAAUUAAGGGAGGUCUGUAAAGAAUACACUCAGGAAGUGGACAAGCUAGCCCUAAAGUUGUUAGGACUAAUAGCCAAGAGCCUAGGCUUGCCAGAACACAGGUUCCACAGCUACUUCAAAGACCAAAGCACUCGUAUUAGACUCAAUCACUAUUCUCCUUGCCCUUCCCCUCAGUUAGCUCUUGGUGUUGGUCGCCACAAGGAUGGCGGUGCUUUAACCGUGCUGGCUCAAGAUGAGGUUGGUGGAUUGGAAGUGAAGAGAAAGACAGAUGGAGAGUGGAUUCGGGUUACACCUACACCAAACGCCUAUAUCAUUAAUGUCGGUGAUAUUAUGCAGGUUUGGAGCAAUGAAAGAUAUGAGAGUGUUGAGCAUAGGGUGAUGGUGAACUCAGAGAGGGAAAGGUUUUCUAUUCCUUUCUUCUUCAAUCCAGCACACUACACACUGGUGAAGCCUGUGGAGGAGCUGAUCGAUGAACAAAACCCUGCCAAGUACAAACCCUACAGCUGGGGAAAGUUUAUGACUCAUAGAAGACUCAGUAAUUUCAAGAAGCUCGGUGUGGACAACAUCCAAAUAUAUGAUUUUAAGUUGUAGACUGAUAAUUAUAUUUAUAUUUUCAGCAUCCUGUGCAUACCAUGCGGUAUAUGAAAUCUAGAAAAUAGUGUCUUUAUGUGCAAGGCAGUAAGAAACUUUGAAAGCAUGGUCUGCUUUGUGUGUGAGUGGCAAUAAAAUGGUGUACAAAGCCAUUACUUUGCUGAAAGCUU